Prosopis cineraria is the source of this 1507-nucleotide messenger RNA. RefSeq lists its product as uncharacterized. Lineage: Eukaryota; Viridiplantae; Streptophyta; Magnoliopsida; Fabales; Fabaceae. The transcript has 4 exons. The record is from RefSeq and is a predicted model, not a curated record. The coding region runs from base 205 to 1398 and encodes 397 amino acids.
GAAUAUGCCAUUUCCAAGUCGUGCUAUGUUUGACUUCCUUAUUCUGUUUUUUCUUUGUAAUCCUUCAUCUUAUAUGAUCAGAAAAGGGAAAAUUCUCAAGUCGUUCUAGCUUGGCUUGCUCGAGUUCGUCUGUUCCCAACGUACAAAUUCGAAGAGUCAUAAAUUGGGAGAUAUCAGAGAUUCAGAUCGAGGUCAAUUUCUAUCAUGUAUGUAACAAGGCCUCUUUCUCUAUACUUGAAGGACGAAGCUGCUUUGUCUCUUCCACCUCCAGAGGGUCCAAACUCUGGCUAUCUUGUGGUCUCCGAUGAAGAAUCUGAAAUUCUCUUGCGUUUGCGAACCAAUUUCCGAAUAAGGCGCUUGCCUUUCUUUCAAAACAAGGACUUCGUCGUUCACGGCUGUAAUGACUUCGGUAUUCGUGGCAACAGUUAUGACUUCUACAUUCGUACUGGCAGUAACUUUGAUGAUAGAAACAACAGCAAAGUCCUCUUCAUUCCAAUUUUGAAUCAGCCUUUAUCUGACAAUCGCUACUACGUGAUGUGGAGAGACUACUGGACUAGAGGGAACGCAGCCACAAGCUCAAAAGAAGAUGAUAUAAUCAGUUGCUGCGGAGGAGGUUGCAUUAAAGAUGUUCCACCAAGUGGUUUGAAUCCUUUCAACCUAUAUCAACAGUUUGAGAUAACCCAGAAGGCUCGUGAUCACUUCCAAGCCAAGUCUAUGGCCCCAGAUGGAAUCGCUCCAAAGUUCUUGAGGGAUGAAUGGAAGGCAUACAUUGAUGUAGAUACUUCUCGCCAAACUUUACAUGAAGCUUCAGGCCUUAAUUCCUCCUUACGUUCUCAAUUACCUCUUUUCAAUUUUCUAUCCUCUCAUGAUCAUUCUGAACCAGUCGUUGUUGGAAAAUGGUACUGUCCUUUCAUGUUUGUAAGGGACAGAGGGAAGACAACAACGUUCUACGAGAUGACACUGGAGCAAAAAUGGGUUAGGAUUUUUUCAAAAGAAAAUGAUAACAGUGGAGAGAAAGGAGUGCAAAUGGAGGUUUCCAUUCAAACAGAAUCGGCGAAAAUUGCCGGAAAAAGGGACGCUUUUCGAGGUGAAAGAGAUGUGGCUUCUGGAUUUGUCUGGUUUAUAUGUUCUGAUGGUAGGAGAGACGAGGUGGUAGGGUUGAGCAUGGCGAUUAUUGAGAGAAUGAAAUGGGAACAAGAAAGAUUUGGAUGGGUUGGUGGAACAAAUAAUGGAACUGAAAAACUUACAAGAGUGGAAGAGUUUGAAGGUAGUGGGACUUGGAGGAAGUUUUCAUGUUAUGUGCUGGUUGAGAGUUUUGUUUUGAGGAGAAAGGAUGAGAGCUUAGUGAUCACUUGUGAUUUCAAGCACACACACCAAGUUAAAUGCAAAUGGGAGUGAAACUUUCUGCAUUUUCUCAUGUAUUACAUAUUGAGUGUGAAGUGUACAUGUAAUUGGCUUAAUUUUGGGGCAAAAAAUCCAUGACAUGAUCUCCUGUUCACUACUUGCA